Molecule: messenger RNA, 513 nt
Organism: Nematolebias whitei (Rio pearlfish)
Lineage: Eukaryota; Metazoa; Chordata; Actinopteri; Cyprinodontiformes; Rivulidae
Gene: cmtm8b
Product: CKLF-like MARVEL transmembrane domain containing 8b
Exons: 4
Coding region: 1-513 (170 amino acids)
Biological process (GO): myelination
Cellular component (GO): membrane
Molecular function (GO): structural constituent of myelin sheath
Source: RefSeq, a predicted model, not a curated record
AUGGACAGGACUUGUGUGGUGUCGACCCACAGGGGACCCCAGCUGCCACAGUGCAACACCUCCACCUCCACCCUGGCCUUCAACCAGCGUUUCACCACCACCGCCUGUGGAAAACUUCUCCUGGCUGAGAUCGUUUGUGGUAUGAUGGUGUGGAUUCUGAUCGGAGGCACAAACUAUUUUCAUCUGUCUGCUCUCUGCUGGGUGAUGUUUGUUUCCGUCCUCUUCUGGAUUUUGACCGUGUGUCUGUUUAUCAUUUAUCUGACCGGAGCCUACAACUGGACAACACACAUCCCCUGGACUACACUGUCUCUGUGUUUUAACUGCAGCGCUGCUGUGUUGUACCUGGUGACAGCAGUGAUCAACGCACUCACUGUAAACUGGGCUGUUCGGGGGCGACACAACUACAACUGUUGGGUAGCGUCAGCAUUUUUUGCAUCUCUGACCACACUGUGCUACUCAGCAAGCAGCUACCUAAGCUACCAAGCCUGGAGAACCUCAGGGGAAGAGAACUAG